This is a messenger RNA of Nerophis lumbriciformis (worm pipefish), 1041 nucleotides long. The record is from RefSeq and is a predicted model, not a curated record. NCBI's taxonomy places the organism in Eukaryota, Metazoa, Chordata, Actinopteri, Syngnathiformes, Syngnathidae.
AUGGCUUUCCCCAGCGGUGGAAAAGACGGAGCCCCCAAGUUAACAGUAGAGCGGGCCACAGACGAGUUGUCAGGACAACCCCAGCUCGAGUGCCGUAAAGCUGCGUGGGCCAUCGAUGUGGAGGUCUGUCAAAAUAAAAAAUCCAUUAAUAAUCUCAAAGUGACGUCCAAGUAUUCUUCAGGACCAGAGCAUGACAGAAAUAUAGAUGUAGAAAUUGAAGAGAAUGAAAAUUUCAACUGUUAUCUUUAUCCGACAAAUCUACUCAACUGCUCGUGGACAUUCCCCUUGCUUAAAGAUGCUCAGCUCUUUGUCUAUAUCAGCAUUUGUGAUAAUAACAGCACAGUUCACUACCUUAGUCUUUCAUCUGAAGAACAUUCUGGAUCAACAUCCAUUGCCCUGAGGGAGUAUGAGAUGCUGUAUGUUAUCGUCCAAUUUAAUGUAUCCUGGGACCAUAUGUGGAUUGUGUACAGCUAUGUGUACGACACUGAAAUGAUGGAGGUUUUGCCUCCACCUGUAAACAUCGCGGCAUCAGUUGUGGAUGAAGGCCUAAUGGUAAGCUGGGAUCCGCCCCGAGAUCGUUCUAAUUCCAACUCCCGAUGCUUUGAAUACCAGUUGGAUGUGGGAAACCAGGAAAAAAAACAAAUCCGGGCGAGGCAGGUCACAAUUCCCAAUGUAGAUCCUGCAUGUACCUAUAGGGCAAGGGUCAGAGCCAGGAAAAUAUCUGCUGCUUGUUUGGGAUCAGAAUUAUGGAGCGACUGGAGUAAUACUGUCACAAUAGAACCUUUAAUUCGCACACUGAAUAUUAUGGUGAUUGUCUCAAUUGCACUUGGAGUACCCAUGAUCCUCCUGACUCUGUUGUUGCUGGUCCGCAAUCAGAGGGUUAAACAGGUUCUGCAUCCCACAAUUCCAUGCCCUGCAUUAAAGUACAAAUAUUUCCUGGAAGAAGAAAACAUACUCAAUUUCUAUCGUCCUACUCCAUCUAUGAAGUAUGAGGAGGAGAUCACAGUAGUGGAGGAUACAGGGAAACCGUUUACAAAAUAG